GGUUUGUGGAGGACAUGAAUGUAUUGGGAGAGAUGGUACCACCAAACACUUUAAAGAAGUUUGUGAUAGAGGGUUAUAGAGCAUCAGCUUUCCAUCCUGGGUAAUGAAUACUGGACAUCAUCUCCCCAAUCUCGUCAGUAUUACUUUGUGGGAUUUACCGAAGUGCAACAGCCUGCCGCCUUUUGGUCAGUUACCAAACCUAGGAGAGAUUACUCUCGGACGUAUGCAUGGCAUUAGAAGAAUUGACAAGGGCAUCUAUGGUGGACCGGGAGCUUUUCCUCGCCUGAUAGGAUUUCACCUAUGGGCUAUGCACAGCUUGGAAGAGCUGGAUUUCAGGGACGAUCUUCAAACACAAGUCAUGUUUCCUAUGCUUCAAGACAUGGAAAUUUCUGACUGCCCCAAAGUAAGGCUGAAAUCGAGCCCACCUAAUGCUGGCAACUGGACAAUAAUACUCAGUGAUAAUGUACUAUCAUCACGGGUAGAGAGAUGCCACACCUCUGCUUCCUCCUCUUCUGCAGUGGCUUGCCUGUCAGACCAUUUAUGCAAGCUGGUGCCUAUGCAUCAGUGGGUGUUGCUUUGCCACCUCCCUCCCCUUCUUCAUUUACAUAUCGAUGGAUGCGGUGAUCUUAGCAGCGCAUCGCCGGAGAUCAUCCGAGCCCUCUCCUCCUUGAAAUCACUGAUAUUAGAAGACAAUGAAAAGGCAGAAGGACUGCCAAGAUGGUUGGGUGAGCUCACAUGUCUACAGGGCCUGAGUUUAGUAGGCUUUCAAAAGCUGAAGGACUUGGAAGGGAACAUGAGGCAGCUUACUUCGCUACAGUCACUAAAUCUGGAUGGAUGCAGUAUCAUGGAGUCACUACCACAAUGGUUAGAACUCACCUCUCUCGAAAACCUGAGAUUGAGGUACCGCAAAAAUCUGAAUGAUUUGCAACAGACAAUGUGUGACAACCUCACCUCCCUGCAGCCACUAACAUUGGAAAAAUGCGUUAGAACUCCUUCUCUACCUGAAAGGAUGGGCAACCUCAACUCUCUGAAAGAACUAAAAGACGACCAGGCAGAGCAGCCAAGAUUGUUGGGUGGGAUCACAUGUGUACAGCACCUGAGUUUAGAAGGCUUUCCUGAUCUGCUGGACUUGCAAGGGAGCAUGAGGCAACUCACUUCACUAACAUCACUACAUCUGUAUCAAUGCGAUAGCAUGACAUCGCUACCACAAUGGUUAGGAGAACUUGCCUCUCUCAAAUGGUUGACGAUAAAGGAUUGCGGAAAGCUGAAUGAUUUGCAAGAGACUAUGCAACAUCACCUCCCUACAGUCACUAGAAUUGGAAGCUUGCCACAGAAUUCACUCUCUGCCUGAAAGGAUGGGCGACCUCAAUUCACUCAAGGAACUGAAAAUUGAUAGAUGCAAGGGCAUCAGUUCAUUGCCAGAGAGUAUACAGCAACUCACUAAUCUCGAAAAUCUAUGUAUUUAUAUGUGCCCUGGAUUACGGCAGUGGUAUCAAUCUGAUGAGAACGAGAAGAAACUCGCUCACAUAAAAAAAAAGACAAUUUAUUAAUAUAGCUGCUGCAUUAGCAAGACAAGCAGUUGGGGGUGAAUAUCAGGUGGCAAAAUCAAAGCCCUUGAUCAACUUACAAGAUUUUUUUCAUGGCCGAAAUGAGAUUGAUCAGGUCAAACUAGUGUGGUCGGCAUGGAUAUAGCAAGCUCGGAACUGAUGUUUUCAUGAGAGUCCAUAGCAUAUGCAGCAGAUUCAGAGGGAACAAAGCUCAGCACAUCCUCAAUCUCUCCAAAUACACAGUUGUAUCUGCUGGCAUUUAACAGCACAUCGGAGUUAACCACCGUAUGGUUCGAUCACACUCCAGGUCAGGGUACUUGGUAACUGAAGAUCAACUCCACUGAACUGAAGAUCAACCCGUCAUUAAUUAGCGUGUGUGUUGGAUUGGAUGUUGGCUAACUGCUUACUGGUUACUGCUGACUCUGCUACUUUGUUUUACGUUUUCCGUGUUUUGAGGGGUGGUUUUUGUUCCUUUCCUCAUUCAGUUAAGUCUCGACCAAAGGGCAAAAAACAAGUGAUAAUAACCAUUAGGCAGUACUCACGCACACGCUCGGGCUCAUCAGGCAAAAAAACCUAGUGUUGAAAAUUAUGAUUCGGCUCUUAUAUAUAAACCAGCAAGGGACAAAAUGGAACGGAGUAGUAUGUUACUGCAUGCUUGGGACUCCAGCUUAAUUGCCAUACCCGUACAAAUAAGUCCAGACAAAACGUACGCCUACAAUUCAAACUAACUAUUUUCUCUGUCCAAAAAGAAUUAAACUUCAGGGGUUUAUUUCUUUUUAUUUAUUUUUUUUUGUACAGUGUGAGUAAUUAAGAAGCUGAAGAUUAUGCUCUAUUAGCUGUGCUUUGUGCGUAGCAUAGGCGCCAAGACUAGGACGACCUCGAGUCAAUGCGAUAAUAUGCUCCAAAUUAAAGGGCCAUGAUUUUCGGCUUUCGGCUCAUGGCCGCAUGAUGACUUUGCUAUCGUUAAUCAAGUCCUGUGAUAUGACAUGAAAGUAUCGUGGGUGAGCACUACUACCAGCCUGUCUUCCAGAAAUUAAGAUAGCAACUUUGUGCCUUGUGAUCACACACAAGUGUGCAUGCCACUAGCGAGGGCCGGCGGCUCCAUCGCCUCAGCUUUCUGGUGCAAAGUGCAAACAACCUUGCACAGAAUACAGCGAUCGAGCAUUUUGCUCACCAACGUUCCCACGGAGGAGAGAGAGGGAGCGAGCAUUACUCCGGUCCAGCACUUUGUACCUUGAGGUACCGAUUUAAAUCCAACCGUUCAUCCAUCCGGGGUAGGAUAGGGAUUAGGGAACAAAGCAAAAGCAAAGCUCUGAUGCUCCCACCUGCAGCGCUCCUGUGGUGUCUCAUGCCGUCAUGCGCAUGCGCUAACUUCAUCCCCUCCCGCGGCUGCGGCUAUCCUCUGAUUUCAAAGGGCGCCCGUGCGUUUCCGUCGCACUGAAGUUGCGUUGUGCUGUGUUCGUCAAACUCCAAUCUCAUUCCUAACUCGAAUCCUCCUCAAAUCCAUCCUCAACAUCUUCCCCAACCCCCUUAUGUUUCAGCACCCCACUGCGGCAGCUGCGGUGUGCCGCGGCGCUACCGCUGCCUUGUAAGGAGAGAUGGCCUGGCAAUGGACCUUGACCAUAGACAUAAACCACGCAAGAAGCCAGGCAAUGGACACUAGUGGCCUCUUCACUUUGAAAUCCUGACAAAGAUAAGUCAGAUACUCAGAUGAUCAAAAUGCUGCAAUCAUCAGACCAUUAUCUUACCGUAAUGUGCUAAUUACCAAGGAGGAGGGAGGAUCUGGGGGUUAGUCGAGCGACAUCCACACAUCAGCCCAUGGCCCGCCGAAGUCACCGCCGCGCUGAGCUAGUUGCCGUGGCCGCCUCUUCGUCAUCGCAUUAAGGUCGUCCGCGUCGGCCACAUCUGGCCCAGGAGCAAAAAGGGGGGAGUUGAGUUGGGAUGAAGCAGGAAUGGUGGCGGCAGGUUACAGUGAGAGGUAGGUAGAGGUGUUCAGCUAGCUUGAUGGUCGCGCAAGCUUGGCCACGCCUCCACCAUGGAGGACGGAUGCAGAGGAGGUGCCUCAAGGGGAGGAGAUCGGGAGAAUCGGCUUGCGGGCGUCGGGGAGGACCAGAUGAGCGGUGUGGACUCAGCGAGAACGGACCAUGCGAAAACCCAGUUUUACCCCUCCACUUGUUUAGGGCGUGCGGGCGGGAGAAAAUUGUGAUUUUGCUAUCGCAAAAGAAUGGUUUCGCUGGAAUACUAUCCCUUCAAAGUGAUUCAUUAAAAUGCUAUCCUAAACUAAGGGGUGUUCACUGAAAUGCUAUUUUGGAUCUUUUUGUUUGCUAGAAAUGAUUUUACUCUAUUUUAAGUUUUGUUCUGACCAAAAUACCCUUGUGUCCUUAUCACCAGUUCGAAUCGAUCUCUCCAGCCGUCCAGCACCGGUGUUGACUGAUGGAGAAGCUGGGAGCGGCAUCGGCAGAGGCGACAGCAGCGUGCCUCCGCAUCGGCUUCAUCUCCGGCGCCGGCGCCGGCCCCCGCCCCUGCCACUCCCUCACCUCGUCCUCCCCCAGUCAGCGCCGCCGCCCCUAUCCGCCUCCCCCGCCCCCAUCCGCCUCCGCCGCCACCGCCACCCCCAUCCGCCGCCACCGCCGCCACCCCCAUCAGCCGCUGCCCCUCGGUCAGCUCUUCCCGCCCUCCACUCCCUCAACGUGUGGUUAGGGUUUGACUCCAUGGAUGACUCCACCUGGCUACAGAUUGUUGGGAGCCGGCUUGCAAUGUUAAUGGAACAAGGAGGGACAAGCUCACAACCGGCACUUGCUUCACAAGUGACAUGUAAAAGGAGGUUGAAUAUUGCUGAAUCAAGCUCACAGCCGGCUCCAUCAAAGAGGACAUGUACAAAGAAGCUCACACCCAAGAAAAUGAAGCCUACUUGAUUGUGUGCUGUGCAUGUGAGGCACUGUUAUAAGAGGUAUUUUGUGAACCAUGGUGGUGUAUGUGAACCAUGUUGGUGUAUGUGAACCACCUUUGUUGGUGGUGCAUGUGAGGCACUGAUAUUUGAGGUCUUUUGUGAACCAUGGUGCAUGUGAACCACUAUCAUGUUGUGAACCAUGGUGCAUGUGAACCACUGUUAUAUUGUGACCACUGUUAUGUUGUGAACCAUUGUUAUGUGAGGUAUUUUGUGAACCACAUGCUAUUCAAUAUUAUGUCUACAUGCUGUCCAAAUUUGUU
Oryza sativa Japonica Group (Japanese rice) is the source of this 4757-nucleotide messenger RNA. Its product is annotated as disease resistance protein TAO1-like. NCBI's taxonomy places the organism in Eukaryota, Viridiplantae, Streptophyta, Magnoliopsida, Poales, Poaceae. The record is from RefSeq and is a predicted model, not a curated record.